Venustampulla echinocandica is the source of this 1635-nucleotide messenger RNA. RefSeq lists its product as uncharacterized. The record is from RefSeq and is a predicted model, not a curated record. NCBI's taxonomy places the organism in Eukaryota, Fungi, Ascomycota, Leotiomycetes, Helotiales, Pleuroascaceae. The coding region runs from base 1 to 1635 and encodes 544 amino acids. The transcript has 2 exons.
AUGGACGGCAACGUGGUCAUGGAUACGAAGAUUGAUCCCGAUAUCUCGCGAAACCACAAUUCGCUCGAUCGGAAAAUGGAAAGCCUAGAUUUAACAGAUCGCCGACCCUUUGUUGCAUGCUCUGCUACGGGGUCCACCGAGGCUAGUUCUACGCCAGAGGCCAGCUUUGAAGUCGAUCCGGAGGCACUUGCUCUGGAUAUGCAGCAGCGCUGCAGAUUACUAUUGAAUGAAUUGGAACAGUUUCAAGCAUACCUAAAGGAGAGAAAUAAGGCGAAUAACGUCGAAUUGCGGACAUUCAAAGGUGGUCUUCAGGCAGAAAUGAAAUUAAUACACAAGCUUGCAAAACAGGAAUCCUCCGAUAAUAACAAGACCGUUCACUCCCUGAAAUCAUCCAACUUCCUAUUUUAUAAUGCGGUCUGGAACACUGCGAAAUCCUGUACAGGAAUCAUAGCCCUGAGCAGGCGCUUCUAUUGGACACCCGGCCAAAAAACGCCCAACAUAAAUGGGAAGAUCUCGAAACCGGGAGCUAAACAUAGGACAUGUAGCGCUCUGGUAGAUAUUGUGUGUCAGGAUGGCUUGGAAUGGGUUAAGGUUUCAUCGAAUACUGAGAAACGAAUUAUAUGGGAUUUAGCAAAGGCAGGUUGGGUGGGGGUGGAGUCCUCUGGCGAGGAAAGCGAAGGAGAUAGUGAUGAUCCUGACGAGGCAGAAGGUCUUUUGAAACAAGUCGAGGCGCUGGUUAAGGCAUCCCGCGCGACAAGAGUCAGAUAUCGCCAUCCUAAAGUCCGCCUUGUGUUGCCGAGAAUAUCGAGUUCGCCUCAGACAAAGGAGGUAGCUAAAGUAUUGCAGAAAAUACGGAAUUUGGGUGUGACUGUGCAGACCUCGGAGGAAUGGCCCAUUGGCCCCCCUGUGGCGACUGUUCUCGACAGCCUCAUUGCAGAUCGUUUCGAGACGUUUACUAGUGUGCUCAACGUGGAUUGCACAAUCCUACUGGCUUUUGCUAGUGACCUAUCGCAUGGUCGUGUAGAGCCUGAAGAUUGGCACAAUCAAAUGAUAUCCAGACAGAGGGAGAUGGAAGCUGAAGAGCAACUUCUCCCGGAUAGCCUGUGGCCUGCGUGCGGAUCCAGGAAGCUGGUAUGUACACGGGAAGCGGCUGUGAGGAUGCAAGAGAUUGUCGAAGUUAUUGGCACAACGACUGAGAAGAAACGCGUGGAGUUGCUCAUAGAUCUCUCUGGUGAUUCUCAGUUAACUCUAGAAGAAAGAUUGGAGGAAUUUCAAAAACUAUCGGAUUAUGAGAUUCCGAAAACUUGGCUUCUGCCCAUUGAGAUAGUGGAUGUGGAUAUCCCGGUUCUCAUUGCUGACCUGCCUCCUAUCGCGGGUAAAUUGGCGGAUUCGCUGUCAACCAUAAAUAAAUCCGUGUUUUUGUAUGGCUGGGCGAGUAAGACGACUACUAUAAGUAGUAAUCGCAGUGUGGCGAAAGAGGUCGAGACAACUGUGGAAGAGAAUCGUUCAUCUGAGGAAGAAAUAGGGCCUGAUAUUUGGCUGUGUUCGACGACAAGGUCUUUGGUCGGGAAAGAGAAGCAGAGGAGAGGGGCGCACGACCGUGACUCGUGCGAAACGGAGAGUAACAUAGAAUAA